Messenger RNA from Baudoinia panamericana UAMH 10762, 494 nucleotides. RefSeq lists its product as uncharacterized. Lineage: Eukaryota; Fungi; Ascomycota; Dothideomycetes; Mycosphaerellales; Teratosphaeriaceae. Bases 125 to 454 code for a protein of 109 amino acids. The record is from RefSeq and is a predicted model, not a curated record. The transcript has a single exon.
CAGAUGGCUGGAGGGGCACUUCGAGACAAGCUCGUUCCGAAGCUAAACAGGUCGGAGGUUCUAAUCGUUUGUAGGAGGCGCGGAAGGCAUAGAAUCAACGAGCAGGACCGACACCGCUACUUGCAUGCGGCCGGAGUAUUCAACAGAAGCAGUAGCUCGAGUACGUAGGUCCGGAAGCAGAGGUUUCCUGCUUACACCCUCUGCAUCUGUCGUCGUUGUUGAAUUCAUUUGCAUAGGACGUGGCUUGCGCUCGCCAACCCAAAAAGUCAUUGUGAUGCGAAAACGGGCGCGAGUCAGCGCCGAAGGCGUACAUUGCACUGUGAACCUGGCUUGUCGCUGUCAGUGGCGAGGCACGCACUGGCGGAUAACCACUAACUCGAAGUGGGGUCCAAAGUGCCACCGAUACACAGUCUACCAAUACUGCCUCGGUGCUACGACCGGCAUCGAGCUAUAGCGACCUGAGCAGACCCAAGUAUGGACCCGCCUUCUUCCCG